This is a messenger RNA of Spodoptera exigua (beet armyworm), 1393 nucleotides long. The record is from the annotation of a GenBank genome assembly. NCBI's taxonomy places the organism in Eukaryota, Metazoa, Arthropoda, Insecta, Lepidoptera, Noctuidae.
AUGAAAAACACAAAUAUAUUUAAUACAAUCAUGUCGCCACUGCUGGAUUCGCUGCUGCGGUGGCGGCGCGAGGCGCCCGCCCCCGGCGAGACGCUGGAUGAAACAGCUACAACAUCUAAGAACAACUUCACAACUACAGAACCUGGUACAUCGGUGCCGACUACGACGGCAAUCCCAACGACCCAGGAGUCCAUCGGAGAGAAGACAGCAGAAAUUGCUCGUAAAAUGAACAUCGAGCCAUGGCAACUCGUUGCUAUACUUGUCGGUGUGGGCGUGGUGGUGCUCGGGAUAUGUUUCUGCUGCAUCAGGAGGUGUUUCCGCAAACGACGCUCCAAGGAUGGCAAAAAGGGAAUGAAAGGUGUCGACCUAAAAUCCGUCCAGCUGCUCGGUUCUGCUUACAAGGAAAAGGUUCAGCCUGAUAUGGAGGAGCUCACGGAGAAUGCUGAGGAACCUGAUGACGGUGACUCCAAGAAGGAGGAACAGAAGCUAGGAAAACUCCAAUACAAGCUGGAGUAUGACUUUAACAGCAACAGUUUGUCUGUGACUGUAAUUCAAGCUGAGGAUCUCCCCGCUCUGGACAUGGGCGGCACGUCUGACCCCUACGUUAAAGUUUACUUACUUCCCGACAAGAAGAAGAAGUUCGAAACAAAAGUUCAUCGAAAGACUUUAAGCCCCGUUUUCAACGAAACAUUUGUGUUCAAGAACGUGCCCUACGCUGACGCUAUGAAUAAAACUCUCGUGUUUGCAAUCUUCGACUUCGAUCGAUUCUCAAAACACGACCAGAUCGGUGAGGUGAAGGUGCCGCUGUGCCAGGUAGACUUGGCACAAACUAUCGAGGAGUGGCGCGAGCUGCAGAGUGUUGAAGGAGAAGGGGGGCAGGACAACAAGUUGGGAGACAUUUGUUUCUCAUUGCGUUAUGUACCAACGGCCGGAAAACUGACAGUUGUUAUUUUGGAAGCUAAGAACUUGAAGAAAAUGGACGUCGGCGGUCUAUCAGAUCCGUACGUAAAGAUAGCACUCAUGCAAAAUGGCAAACGUCUCAAGAAGAAGAAAACGAGCAUCAAGAAAUGCACACUGAAUCCCUAUUACAACGAGUCAUUUACUUUUGAAGUACCAUUCGAACAGAUACAGAAAGUAAACCUAGUGAUCACCGUGGUGGACUACGAUCGCAUCGGUACAUCGGAGCCUAUCGGCAAGGUAGUGCUGGGUUACAACGCGUCAGGCACCGAGCUUCGCCACUGGUCCGAUAUGCUGGCUAGCCCGCGGCGCCCCAUUGCGCAGUGGCACACACUCAAAGACCCCGAUGAUGGAGAGAAGAAGGAUUAAACAUUGAACUGAGUAUGAAAAGCAGAAACCUACAAACAUGGAAGUACGAGAGUGAAGAAUAAGCGAC